Molecule: messenger RNA, 1871 nt
Organism: Aureobasidium musti
Lineage: Eukaryota; Fungi; Ascomycota; Dothideomycetes; Dothideales; Saccotheciaceae
Source: the annotation of a GenBank genome assembly
GGCAUUUGGCUUCCCCAGCAGCCAUGGACGCGUUCCAAGCCGUUUCGGGCUACGUGACAAAGAUGGUGUCAACUGGAGAUGGCGCUACCACCUCUAACGCUGCCAAAAUGAAGAUACUACUCUUGGACAACGAUACUCUAACUCCUAGUGCANNGGUCUCGGUCGUGUCAUCAGCGACAACGCAAUCCGCACUCCUAAACCACCAAGUCUACCUGACCGAUCGCUUGGACAACCACAACAGGGAGAAGAUGCGCCAUCUUCGCUGCCUCUGUUUCGUACGCCCUUCUCCUGACAGUAUCCAAUUCCUGAUAGACGAGUUUCGCGAUCCCAAAUAUGGCGAAUACCACAUCNNUGUAUGUUCCAUCUUGCAACCACCACGGACCGAUCUUCUGACUGAUACAAGGUCAGACUUUAGCAACAUAGUCAAGAAGUCCUCCCUUGAACGCCUUGCCGAAGCCGAUGAUCACGAGGUCGUGAAAGCCGUCCAUGAAUGUUUCGCCGAUUACUUGGUCGUCAAUCCAGACCUUACCUCACUCGCCCUUGAACACCGCCUCUGGAGCUCAAGCCCCGAUAUGUGGAACCAGGAUUCUCUGUCAAGGGCUACCGACGGUGUUAUUGCUCUGCUAUUAUCUCUCAAGAAACGGCCCAUGAUCCGCUUCCAGAAGAAUAGUCUACUUGCGAANAAGCUAGCCACAGAAGUUCGAUACCAGAUGACCCAAGAGGAACAACUAUUCGACUUCAGAAAGACCGACACCGCCCCCAUACUUCUCAUUGUCGACCGAAGAGACGAUCCCGUUACUCCAUUGCUGACCCAAUGGACCUAUCAAGCCAUGGUGCAUGAACUCCUGGGUAUCAAAAACGGCCGAGUCAAUCUCAGCCAUGUACCAGAUGUCCGGCCAGAGUUCAAGGAAAUUUUUAUCAGCCAAGAUCAAGAUCCGUUCUUCAANAAGAACAUGUAUCUUAACUUCGGCGAUCUCGGGCAAAAUGCUAAAGAUUAUGUCGAGCAAUUCGCAUCAAAGCAACAGUCGAGUCACAAGCUUGAGUCCAUUGAGGACAUGAAGCGUUUUGUAGAAGACUAUCCAGAGUUUCGCCGCCUAUCAGGAAAUGUCACCAAGCAUGUCACUUUAGUCACCGAACUCAGUCGCAGAGUCGGAGAGGAGAACCUUUUGGAUAUCAGCGAGCUGGAACAAAGUCUUGCUUGCAAUGAGAACCACUCGAAUGACCUGAAGACCUUGCAACGCCUUAUACAGGAUCCGAAAACGCCUCCAGACAACAAACUGCGCUUGGUAGCUAUUUACGCUCUUAGAUACGCUUCUCAUCCUUCAAACUCGACACCAGCACUUAUGGACCUUCUAGCCGUAGCUGGUGGUCUCUCCCGCCAUCGCAUCAACCUGAUACCCAAGCUUCUUACCUACGCGCAUUCUUUGCAAUCUUUGCCGCAGACUGGCGCUAUUCCAGAUCUCUUCCAACCGUCCUCCAUAUUCCAAGGUGCUCGAGAGCGCUUCAACCGAGGUCUUGGUGGAGUUGAGAAUGUAUACACACAGCACUCGCCCCGUUUAGAGACAACGAUACAGGAUUUGAUCAAAGGUCGUCUUCGAGACAAUCAGUACCCCUUCGUCGAAGGCGGAGGUACUACACGAGACAAGCCGCAAGACAUCAUUGUGUUUAUGAUUGGCGGUGCUACGUAUGAGGAAGCGAAGAUGGUCGCACAGGUCAACGCUAGUAGUCCGGAUGUCAGGGUGGUGCUAGGAGGAACUUCAAUACACAACAGCGCGAGCUUCCUGGACGAGGUUGAGGAGGCAGUUGACAGCUGGCCAGAAGCACCACCAACCAGCGCAGCUGGCAGACUGAGGAAGGAAGUGGGUAGAGGA